Engraulis encrasicolus (European anchovy) is the source of this 7351-nucleotide messenger RNA. It is a transcript of the gene nrip1b, whose product is annotated as nuclear receptor interacting protein 1b. Bases 362 to 4849 code for a protein of 1495 amino acids. Gene Ontology annotation, biological process: regulation of transcription by RNA polymerase II. Gene Ontology annotation, cellular component: nucleus. The transcript has a single exon. Gene Ontology annotation, molecular function: signaling receptor binding; transcription coregulator activity. NCBI's taxonomy places the organism in Eukaryota, Metazoa, Chordata, Actinopteri, Clupeiformes, Engraulidae. The record is from RefSeq and is a predicted model, not a curated record.
CCACUCCUAACUCCCUCCCUCCCUCCCUGCCUGCCUGCCUGACAGACGGAGCAAUGCGAUGGCCUUUGCCACGCUGGGCGCUGGCGAUCUGAAAAGCAUCUGAUAGUGGAUAGGAUAACAAGCAGUGUGACGGCCCACCCGGCCCGCAGCCACCACCAUCCAGCCAUCUAGCCAAGCUGAAGAAUCCAAGCCAGCAGCCAGCCCAGUUGGCUAUUGUGCAACAGCCGAGGUUAAUGUCAGAGCCAGUCCCCCUCCCCCCUCCUCCUCCUCCGCACCUCAGCAGGCCGCACCUCAUCCGGUAGUCACGAGUCACCACUACCACCACCGCACCACAGGGGGGCGCCGCGCACUGCUGUCGAACAUGACUCAUGGGGAGGACACUGGCCCUGAGACGCACCAGGAUUCAGCUGUUCUGACCUAUCUGGAGGGUUUACUGAUGCAUCCCGUGGCCAGCGGGCCCGGCAACGCCACGGCAACGCGGAGGUCAGAGGCCGACCGAGGCGGCGGUGGCGGCCUAGCCGCCAAUGACGAGCAGCGGCGGAGCAACCCUGUGGCGGGCGCGCUCCCUCAAGCCCAGCCGCCAUUGGCCAGCCAGCACGGCCACCAGGCUGGGCUGAGGGAUAAGGUCAGCCCCACUGGCGGUGCCAGCCAGAACCUGAAGAAGGCCCGGCUGCUGCGCUCAGGUGCCUGGGGUGUGGGUGUGGACGCCGGACAGCAGCAUGGGGACAGCCAGAGGAAAGGAGCCCUCAUGCAGCCCUCCUCCCCUGCCGCAGUGGCCCACCUCCACCUGAACGAGCAGGGUGGAGGAGGAGGAGGAGGAGGGGACCAGCUGCUGCAGAGACCUGGCCAGGAUGGCUCCCCCUCGCUGGGGGAGAGCACGCUGCUGGCGUCCCUGCUCACCACCUUCAGCUCCAGGCUGCAGGGAGUGGCCUUGUCGCAGGCUCUCUCCCACCAGAGCCCCAAGCAGCAUCAUCAACAGCAGCAGCAGCAGCAGCAGCAGCAGCAGCAGCAGCAGCAGCAGCAGCAGCCGCAGCAACAGGGAAGGGGAGCACAGAAUGGCGGCACAAGCUCCCCGGACCAACGGCACAACAAUCUCGACGCCUUCCAGGACUACGGCACAGCCUCCAGCCGCCUCAAAGGCCUGGUGCGGAAGAGCCAAAAGGGCCCGACUCACCACAACAACACAAGUGUGCCUUACAGCCGGCGAGCCAGCCAGGAGCAAAUGGCCGCCUCAGAGUCGCCGCGUCGCAUGGCCAUGAGUCCAGCAGCCACGGCGCCACAGCAGCAGCAGCGGGGAGGGGGAAGCUCCUCAGAAUCCUCUUCCUCCUCCUCCUCCUCCUCCUCCUCGGUGUCGUGUGCCGAGAGGCUGAAGGCCGUGGCUAACCUGGUGAAGACGCGCUCCAGCCCGGCUCCCACCACGCCCUCGCCCCGGCCCAGCAUGGCCUGCAGCCAGCUGGCCCUGCUGCUCUCCAGCGAGGCCCACCUGCAGCAGUACUCCCGCGAGCAGGCGCUCAAAGCACAACUGGCCGGCCAGUCGGCCAGCGAGAGGCUGGCGGCCAUGGCCUCGCAGAAGUCGCAGCCCUCCAGCCGCCCUCCCAGCGCCGGAGGUGUGGUGUUGGGCGGGGUCUCCUCUGAGUCUCCUCGGAUGGGGAUGGUGGGCAGCCCUGACAUGCUGAGGUCCCUGAACGGUGGUGGGCACCAGAACCGGACACCACCCCCACUACCUCUCGGGCCUCUGGGGCUCGGGUCUGUGGGCUCAGGGAGCCGAGGGAGUCCCUCUGUGAACUCAAUGCACAGUGGGCACAGUGGCAGCAGCAUGUCUCCCCUGGCCAGCCCACCACAGCAGCAGCAGCAGCAGCAGCAUCAGCAGCAGCAGCAGCCCCCGAGGGAGAGGCGCCACUUGGACUCCAGGCUCGGCUCCUCCAGGCCCCCGCAGAACUGCAGCAGCCUGCUACUGCUGCUCCUCAACAACCACAACUCCCAGAAGCAGCUCACCAAGAACGGGCACGUGGAGACCGAAGAGGAGGAGGAGGAGGAGGAGGAGUUAGAGGAAGAGGAGGAGGAAGAAGAUGAGGAGGACGGGGGGGAGGAGGAGGUGGAAGAGAAACACCAGGUGGUGGUGGUAAAGACGGAGAGUGUCCCUCCUCCUCCUCCUCUUCCUCUUCCUCUUCCUCCCAGCCGUGCACCUUCUCUGUCUCUGGACAUCCAACAGGUGGCAGAGCGCUACAGCAGCCCAGCCAAAUCGAGCAGCGACGCAGACAGCUACUACUCCAGUUGCUCCCCCAUGGACCUCUCCAUGCGAACCACCAGAGUCGCCAGCAGCCACGAGUCAGCACUGGCCGCCUCGUCCACCGCCUCGUCCUCCUGCUCGCUGGAUAAGCUCACAGAGACUCUGAUAAACAAAUGGAAGCCAGAGGCUGCGGGCCCAAAGGUCUCCGCGACGAUGACGAGUCCAGACAGAAAAUCCCAUCAUAAGGUCACCCUCAUGCAGCUACUGUUGGACCGCAGAAACUCUGAGAAGGUAAACAAAAUCAGAGAUAAUCCAGAUUUGCUGCGUGACGCAACGCUGAGCUGCAAUAGCGGCAGUGGCAGUGGCAGGGUGUCCGCGGACCCACUUAAACUGAUUGGUGAGCCAUACGAGGCCAGCAGCAGCAGCAGGUUGCAGAGCCCGGUCAACUGCCAGGUCGCUCGGGCCAUGACCGGCUUCUCACGCCGCAGCGAAGAGAAUAAAAACGGCAGUCCGUCUCCGUACUCCUCCUUCCACUCUCCCUCUCCGCAGAUGCAGUCCAGUCCCCUGGACCUGUGCAAGUCUACUAAGCCGUCGUACCCGAAUGACAACAAGGCGGCCCCAGUGAACGCAGCGGCGACAGAGCCUGGUUUCAGUGCCAGUAAGCUCCUGCAAAACCUGGCGCAGUGCGGCCAGGCCAACAAUGUGUCCCCUUCUCCUCCGCUGCCGCUGAACCUGCGGGCCAAUAGCAAGCGCCCGAGCCCCGGGCCCGGACUGGCCCUGGACCGGCCCGCCUCCACUCUGCUGGAGCGCCUGAACCGCCCCGUCGCCCAGCAGCAGCGGAACAACAACGGCAGCCCAGCCCUGGAGCCCCUCCCCCUCUCGCUGCCCUUCGGCAGUUUCACGCCGCGCAGGAGAGAGCUGUCCUCGUCGUCCUCGUCGUCGCCUGCAGCAGCAGCGGUGGCGGCCUCCUCCGCCAUGUCGGCCACGUCGCAGAUCGAGAGCCUGCUGGAGAGGCGCACCGUGCUGCAGCUGCUGCUGGGCUCUGCGCCGCACCACGCGGAGAAGCCCGGCGAGAUGAGGAGCACAGACGUGCUACGGCAAGCACAGCAGCUGCAUCAGCAGCAGCAGCAGCAGCAGCAGCAGCCACCCCCACAGCCGCCAAUACAGAUGUCACGAGCGACGAGCGUAGGGAAGCGCUCCUACUCCCCCCGCAGCCCCGAUAUCCGCUCAUAUAACGGCUCCAACGGCCCGUCGCUGAUCGCCGACAUCAAAAUCAAAAGCGAGCCGGAAGAAGAAGAAGAAGAAGAAGAAGAAAGCCAUCUCUCAGGUCCCUCCGAUGGCGAACUCGAGAGGGCACACUACAACUACAACUACAACUACAACCACAACAGUCACCGCCGUGGCAAGUGCGAGAGGUACGAGUCGCCGGUCCCCGAGCGGCACCAGGAGGAGGUGAAGCCGGAGCCGGAGCCGUGUCCUGCGGACAUCGUGUCCAAGUACGGCCUCCUCAGCCAGCUGCUGAAGCAGCAGACCAGCACCUACAACCCCGGCACGCCCACGAUACCCACCAUCCUCACACCCACACCCACACACGCCCACAACAACUCCAACUCCAACGCUGUGAAGGAAGAGAAUCAGGACGGCGGCAGUCGUGGCGGGCCCAGCCCAAAGAGGAGGAGACUGUGUCUGGAGCUAGCGGAGCAGCUAACUAGCGAGCUCUGCGCGAGACCCGUCGUCGAACCGUACGAGCCGCUGAACGGCUCCAGGCUGCUGCUGAGCCCCAAGGCGGAGGUGUCUCCGGCCAGAAGCCCCGUCGGCCUCGGCCUCGGCAACAAAUCCUUCUCACGAGACCACCAAGGCUUCAACGUGCUCAAGCAGCUGCUGCUGUCCGACAACUGCCUGAGGGGGCUGUCUCAGGACAGGGGAGUCUCCCGCGGUUCCGGCCUGGUGCCACCCCAACCUCCACCCCCACCCCCAACACACGCCAAGGCCAACGGCAACCUGCUGCACUCGGCUCCCUACCACCACCACCACCACCACAAUAAACUCUCAGAGCUACCGUGGCAACCUCCGUCUCCGAGCCCCGCCCCUGGCCCUGCAGCCCCCGCCCCCACCUCUGCCCAUUGGCCAGUCAGUGGCAACGGUUUCCACGAAUCGCCGCCAAGCAACAGCAGCAACACUGCUCAGGCGACGAGCCCAAAGGCCGUGAAGAAAGAGGAGGUGGAGGUGCAGCUGGAGGAGGACGAGGAGGAAGAGGAAAGACAGGAGACUCUGAGGCGGGAGGAACAGGAGGAGGAGGAGGAGGAGGAGCAUCAGGAGGAGGAGGAGCAGGAGCAAGGUCCCGGCAGUCCCGAGUCUCCGCGGCUGACGCGGGCCAACCCCAUCCUCUACUACAUGCUGCAGCAGGGGAAAGGGGAGCUGAGGAGACAGGUCAGGGGUCAGCAGCAGAGUCCGAGUCCGAGUCCGAGUCCGAGUCAGAGUCGGGCGACCCAGUGUGAGAUUAAGGUGAAGGAGGAACCGGCUGCGACGGACGAGGAGCAGCAGCAGCAGCACGACAGUCGCGAGCUCGCCGAAUACGAAUACGGACAUCAUGGGCACAGACUGAGCACCUCGCAGUAGAAGCUCCCCACCUUCACAUGCUCAACAGACUCGAUUCAUUUUUGAGCUUGAUGGAAAACAUGGACUGCCACUGGCUGCAAACAUUUUUUUUUUUAAUUUUUUGAAAAGGCUUACACCCAGUUCAUUCCUUUUUUUAUUUAUCUCUUUAUUUUCUUUCUGCUCUUCUUUUUCUUUCUCUCUCUCUCUCUUUGUUUUACGGACUAUCCAAAGUUACAUAGUACUAUGACCAAUACAGCCAAAUCCAAACAAUUCAGUUCACUUUCAAAGCAUUUUUUGUAAUUCACUGUUCAGAGUUCAGCAUGCUGUUUCAUGAUGACGGUCUGAGUACCAAAUUGUAUUAGAUAAUGUUUUUUUUUUAUUAAUCCUCAGCUGGCCACCCAAAUACACUUUUCAUGUAUUCAAGGUCAUCACAGUCAAAUUUGAUUGUGUCUCCUCCUGAUAUUCUACUUUGUUACACUUCACUGCUCUUCUGAAAACUCGCCUUCUCCAUCCUACGCUGUGAGCUGUAUGAAAGGGCAACACGCCAUUGGAUCAUAUUGUCAAUUCAGGAAAUAUUUCUACUGCAUCCACUUUCAUAAUGGUUUAUAUCACAAUCAGGGGCAUUCCAGCUUUUUACUACAAGUAAGGGAAAUUUGAAGAUAUACUGCAACGUGAAGCACAACACUACAGCAACAACAAAUAUGUAUUAUAUGUGGCAUUAGCGAGAUGGUAACUCAAGGACGGACAAUAAAAAAAAAUCAGUGCAACACACAAUACAGAAUCAGGACUAUGAUAAUCUCAGUGGAAUCAAUUUUGGCAUUGGAUUCCUGUCCAACGCAGCCAAGUGAACCCUACAUACGUAACCCUGUAAUCCCAUCGCACCAACAGUAAUCUGGGGUGCAUUUCUUGAACGCGUAGUUGUUAGCCUGUUAGCAACUUUGGUAGUUGCCAAUGGGAAAUUGCAUUGCAAACAACAAAGUAACUAACAUAGUUAGCAACUACGGUUUCGAGAAACGCACCCCUGUUGAGAGAUCCACAACUGUAGCAUAGACAGAGGAGCAUGUGACAUUCACCUGCUGUCAUUACAUAGUUGUUCAGUAGUAGUUCAUCAUGGUUUAUCAUAACCAUUUCAUUUUCAUAAGAAGUUCUGUUUAAUAAAUAAUGUUUAACGAAGUCGAAAGGCAUGAGCGUCUUGUAGCAGUUAUGAAAAAAAACAAAAAACAGGAAAUAGUGGUUUGUUUUGUACUUUGUCUAAAAUAUAAAGCAGCUUGUAUGCUUUAGGCUUUUAUACUCUAAAAGUAACUUUUGAUGGUCAGAUUUGGCACCUGGUAUCCCUGGUGAUGUUCUUGGGCAAUCAGAUGCGUGAAGAUGUUGUCGUUCAACCUGGAUGGCAUUCAGUCUAUCGAAAAACAAAGCAUAUCUGCUGUAAGGUUACUUAAAGGUAUCAAGUAAAUCUUUUUUUGUGGGUUGGCUGAUUGGUUGACGGUGCGUCUCUGUGAGUGCGUGUGCAUGUGUGUGGGUGUACUGUAUGUAUCCGCGUGCGUAUGCAUGUGUGUUUGUAAGUGAGGGACACCCCCGUGUGUGCAUGUAUGUAUACUGUAUGUGAGUUUGUGCACAUAAACCUCAUCCAGGUAUGUUCAUGCAGUCUUAAAAAAAGUGAUCUUUUGAAAUGUUUAAAAAAAUGAUACAGUACAUGAAGCUCCAUGUCUUUAAACCAUUGAACAUGUUUGACACAAUUAACAUAUUCUGUAAAUAGUGCUUUCAUUACGAAAGACAAUUAUUUUGUAUUGUUCAAAGUUACAUAAAAAAAAAUAUUGCCCUAGUUUUUAAAAAUGCCCUAUGAUGUACAGUGAAGCAGACACCACGUGUUCUAUAAUGUACAUAUCGUGGCAGAGAAUGUCCUCUGUUCUUUUGCAUGUUUCAGUGUCGUGAGUGAGCUGAUGAUAAUCUUACUUCUUGCAAGCCGUCUUGUUAUGUCCACUUGCUCUCUCUCCACUGAUGCCUGUUGCAUGCUGCCACUGCAUGGAAAGGACCUGUCUAUCAGUACUAGGACUGGGCCACUGGGUCUUGAAGUUUAAACAAAAAAAAAUUAAAUUAAUGUUUUAUCGUGGGCAGGUUGUUAUUUAACGAGAAAAAUAUGAAAUACAGUACAGUACAGUACAGCAACGGUCUGUUUGAUACAAUCAUUUGACGUUCAAAUUACUUGUGAUGACAAAUGUGACGUUAUCAUCUUUUAUUUGUGCGUGGGUGUGUGCACGCAUGUGUGUGUGCAUGCGUGCGUGUGUGUGUGUGUGCGCGCGUGUAUUUUGUUUUGAGAAAAUGGAGUACUCUGUUACCAUUUUGCAUUUUUCAUUUAAGUCACUCCUCAGUCUGAAACUUAGGGUGGCCUGCACUGUGCAUCAAAUACUUAACUUCAGUUUGCAAAGUAACCUUUUUAAUUUGAAUGAGACAACCAGAAAUACUGUUUCUUUUUUAAUGUCAUUUUUGGUGUUUAUUUGCACUGACAACCUAAAUAAAAAAAAU